AUGAGCUCGGAUUUGACUUUCAAGCAGCGUCUGAAGAGUGUUUCGCUGAUCUUCGCGUGUGGAACCGCGCUAUUCUCUGACGGCUACGCGAACGGUGUCAUUGGCAAUGUCUUGACGCGUAUCUAUGGCAAGGAGCAGCUCGGUUCACACAACUACAGCACGACAAUAAGCAGUCUUGGAUUUGCCGGCACGGUGGUUGGAAUGCUUAUCUUUGGGUACCUCUCGGACAAAAUUGGACGCAAGUUUGGGAUGAUGUCUGCGACGGCCAUUGUUGCGUUCUUCUCUCUAUUGUCUGCCGCGUCGUCGGGUGCCCAUGGGAGCUUUGGCGGUAUGUUGGCGAUGUUGGGUGCUUGUCGUUUCCUCCUUGGUAUUGGUGUCGGCGCCGAGUAUCCCUGUGGUUCGGUAUCAGCAUCUGAACAGUCUGAACAAGAGGGAAUUAGCCGCAAUGCCCAACACCGCUGGUUCACUUUGGCGACAAACUCUAUGAUCGAUUUCGGUUUCGUCAUCUCUGCGUUUGUCCCACUUGUGCUGUUCUGGAUAUUCGGAGAUAAUCACCUCCGGGCUGUUUGGCGUAUCUCCCUCGGACUCGGCGUCGUUCCUGCGAUGGCCGUCUUCGUCUGGCGACUCAGUAUGGAGGAGCCUGACCGAUACAAGAAAGAUUCAAUGAAGCACGCCAAGGUUCCGUACAUGCUUAUCCUAAGGCGUUAUGGCGUUUCGCUGGCCGCUGUUUCGUUCACAUGGUUCCUGUAUGACUUCAUUGUCUAUCCUUUCGGCCUCUUUUCAUCCAUUGUCGUUAAUAACAUUACCGGUGGAAACGACUCCAUGGGUGUUGUGUUGGGCUGGGCUGUUGUCAUUAACUUGUUCUACAUGCCCGGUACACUUGGAGGUGCCUUCAUUGUCGACUAUCUCGGUCCCAAAUACACGAUGAUCACCGGUCUUUUGGCCCAAGCUGUGAUUGGGUUCAUCAUGAGCGGUGCCUACGUACAUCUCACCAACAACAUUGCUGCCUUUGCCGUCGUCUAUGGCAUUUUCCUGAGUUUCGGAGAGCUUGGUCCAGGCAAUUGCUUAGGUCUACUUGCGAGUAAGACUAGUCCAACUGCUGUCCGUGGCCAGUUCUAUGGUAUUGCUGCCGCCGUCGGCAAGGUGGGUGCCUUCGUUGGCACAUGGGCCUUCCCUCCCAUGAUUGACGCUUUCGGUGGGUCAGACUCUGUACGAGGAAAUACCGGCCCAUUCUGGAUUGGAAGUGGUCUUGCUAUCCUCAGCGCCAUUAUCACAUUCGUCUUCAUCAAGCCUUUGUCCCACGACGGCAUGGAAGAGGAAGAUCGUCUCUUCCGCGAGUAUCUCGAAGCCAACGGAUACGACACCUCUCAAAUGGGCCUCCACAGCACGGCAAGCAGCGACACUGCUUCCAUCGAAAAGGAAAAGAUCAGUGAAGAGAAGGUUCCAAGGGAUUCUACUUAUGUUGUCUGA
Messenger RNA from Pleurotus ostreatus (oyster mushroom), 1470 nucleotides. RefSeq lists its product as uncharacterized. Gene Ontology annotation, biological process: carboxylic acid transport; transmembrane transport. The record is from RefSeq and is a predicted model, not a curated record. Gene Ontology annotation, cellular component: plasma membrane. The transcript is spliced from 17 exons. Gene Ontology annotation, molecular function: carboxylic acid transmembrane transporter activity. Bases 1 to 1470 code for a protein of 489 amino acids. NCBI's taxonomy places the organism in Eukaryota, Fungi, Basidiomycota, Agaricomycetes, Agaricales, Pleurotaceae.